This is a messenger RNA of Pseudoliparis swirei, 3442 nucleotides long. It is a transcript of the gene slc9a2, whose product is annotated as solute carrier family 9 member 2. NCBI's taxonomy places the organism in Eukaryota, Metazoa, Chordata, Actinopteri, Perciformes, Liparidae. Bases 451 to 2928 code for a protein of 825 amino acids. The record is from RefSeq and is a predicted model, not a curated record. The transcript is spliced from 13 exons. Gene Ontology annotation, cellular component: membrane. Gene Ontology annotation, biological process: sodium ion transport; regulation of pH; proton transmembrane transport. Gene Ontology annotation, molecular function: sodium:proton antiporter activity.
UUUUAACUUUAGAUACAUUUGGGAAAACUUCUUGAGUUACAAGCAAAAGUUGGAACUCGUGUUGUUCAGGAAACUGGUGUCACCGAAACUCGAGAGUGGUUCCUGAAUGGCCCGCGGAAACACCGCGCCGCACCCUUCUGAUCUGCUGCGAGGCGACAUCCAAUCAGAGCAGGGCUCGGGGUCGAGCCCAGCCUGUAACGGAACUCGUGGACGCGCUGCAGGUAAAGGUGUGUGUUGUCCGGCAGUUUGAAGGAGAGCGAUCCAGACCACGCAGGGGAAAGUUCAUUCAGCGUCACUGCUGAAGAUGGAGUGACUGCAGGACACAUUCACACCAUCAACUUUAAGAGCAGAGGCUGCCCCCCCCCCCCAUCCCCUGCUUCUCCUUUCGACUGCAUCUGGAUGGAUUGAUAUUCACAUCGAGGUUGCUCAGGGCUUUUAGGCGUGUGCGCAAUGGAGGUGAGCACCGCGCGUCGAACGGGACUUGUACUCAUCGUUUUCGCGUGUUCAAGUCUCCUGCAUGGCUCCAGAGGGGAAAACUCACCCAAACCAACCGGCAGUGUCACGCUCCUGCCGCCGAUUGUCCCCGAUGACGGCCCGCAGGCCUUCCCCGACGCGGAGAAGGCGAAUAUGCCAGUGUUUACAAUGGAUUACCCCAGAAUACAGAUCCCAUUCGAGAUCACCAUGUGGAUCCUGCUGGCUUCAUUCGCGAAAAUUGGUUUCCAUGUGUACAACAAGAUCACCGUCUGGGUGCCGGAGUCCUGCCUUCUGAUCACCAUCGGUCUGAUCGUAGGGGCCAUCAUGCACUCCGUCCACGAGGAGCCGCCUGCUGUGCUCAACAGCAACGUCUUCUUCCUCUACCUGCUGCCCCCGAUUGUCUUGGACUCGGCCUACUUCAUGCCCACCAGGCCUUUAUUCGAGAACAUCGGCACGGUGCUGUGGUUUGCAGUGGUCGGCACGCUGUGGAACAGCAUCGGCAUCGGCAUGUCUCUGUUCGCCAUAUGCCAGAUCGAGGCGUUCGGCGUGCAGGACAUCAACCUCCAGGAGAACCUGCUGUUCGCCGCCAUCAUCUCGGCCGUGGACCCCGUGGCCGUGCUGAGCGUGUUCGAGGACGUGUCCGUGAACGAGCAGCUCUACAUCGUGGUGUUCGGAGAGUGCCUCUUCAAUGAUGCGGUCACUGUGACUGUGUGCGUCAGCAUGAGCGCUUCAUGGUUGUGUGUGUGUUUUCAGGUGUUGUACAACAUGUUCAACUUUGUGGCGGAGAUGCCGGUGGUGGAGCCGGUGGACGUUUUCCUCGGCGUGGCGCGGUUCUUCGUGGUCGGGCUCGGCGGGAUGGGCUUCGGCAUCCUGUUCGGCUUCACGGCCGCCUUCACCACGCGGUUCACCUCCAGGGUCCGAGAGAUCGAGCCGCUUUUCAUCUUCAUGUACAGCUACCUGGCAUAUCUGGUGGCGGAGCUCUUCUCCAUCUCAUCCAUCAUGGCCAUUGUGACCUGCGCUCUCACCAUGAAGUACUACGUGGAAGAAAACGUGUCCCAGCGUUCCUGCACAACCAUCCGCCACGUGGUCAAGAUGCUCGGCUCCAUCUCCGAGACCCUCAUCUUCUUCUUUCUGGGGGUCGUCACCAUAACGACCGAACAUGAGUGGAACUGGGGCUACAUCCUGUUCACGUUGCUGUUUGCGUUCGUCUGGAGGGGUCUGGGUGUCUUGGUGCUGACUCAGAUCAUUAACCCUUUCCGCACCAUCCCAUUCAACAUGAAAGAUCAAUUCGGUCUGGCCUACGGUGGCCUACGAGGUGCCAUUUCAUUCGCCUUGGCCUUCACACUUCCCGAGAACAUCGGCCGCAAGCAGCUCUUCAUAACGGCCACCAUUGCUGUCAUCCUCUUCACCGUCUUUCUCCAGGGCAUCAGCAUCCGACCUUUGAUUGAGUUCAUCAACGUCCGCCGAACCAACCGCAAUCUUGACACCAUCAAUGUGGAGGUCCACUGCAGGCUCAUGGAGCACACCAUGGCUGGCAUAGAAGACCUCUGUGGGCAGUGGAGCCACUUCUACUGGAAGGACAAGUUUAUGAAGUUCAACAAUCGGAUCCUGCGGAAGAUCCUGAUCCGAGACAACCGGGCCGAGUCCAGUAUCGUGGCGCUGUACAAGAAGCUGGAACUGCAGAGCGCCAUGGAGAUCCUGGACACCGUGUCGGGAGACAUCAGCGCCGCUCCGUCCGUUGUGUGUCUCUCUGAGGACAAGAAGGGCUCGGCUAAACCGAGGAAGAAGUUCCUGGCUCCCGAUCUCAAGAGCAUGCAUGAGAUCCUGUCCAAGAACAUGUACAAGAUCAGGCAGCGGACGGUGGCGUACACAACUAAGCACGCGCUGCCCAACGAAAGCCAGUCCAGAGAGAUAUUGAUACGACGCCACGCCAGCAUCCGCCGCAGCAUCCGCCCGGGCAGCUUUCAGUCCUCGACGCCAUCCAAAUCCCACAAAUACUUCUCUCUUCCUGCUGGGAAAAAUCUGGACUCAAAAUUCCCCCCUGUGAGGCAGAGCGAUACAGAUGAUCAGGAAACGAUGUCGGAGGCGGCCUACCCCUCCAGGCACUCUCGGUCCGUCCAGCCCGUACGCUCCUCCUCCUCCUCCAGAGCCAUGAUGCCUCUCCGCAGGCUGGACACCCUGACAGAGGUGCACUCUGUCGACAUGGUGGACGAGAGCUCGGGGCAGGACCGGGGCAGGCCGGGGCGUGGCACGUCCAGGACAAACUCCGCCUCCGGCGAUCCCCAGAUUCCUGUUCGCCACCGGCACGGCGACAACGAAAGUGGCUCGGCCGAUCGCUCGGCGGAAGAGGAGCAGCGGCCUUCGCUCGCACCUCCCAGCUGGGCCGUGGAACCCCGAGACGAGGCAGCCCGGAACCCUCUGCUCCGACGGCCGCAGUGGAACUCCAAGGUGUGAACGUGGCCUUUCAAGAGAAUUUGGACACUCCGGUGUGUUCAUACCACCCAAGGACCAAAUAAAGGACCACUGGAGGGCCAUUAAGUUCCCCCAAAGUGGACAGUAGUCGGAGGCGUCGGCCACACCAGAAGCCCAGUGCACGAUAGUGAAGCGCCUGAAGAUGAACGGUCAGUCGUGACUCUUUCUGCAAAUCAUAUCCGUGCCGUUAUUUCACAUCAACAUGAAUUUCAAUACUUUAUCUUUUUGUAGAGUUUUUAAAACUAUGUAAUUUAAAUUAUUUUAUUUGUAGUCUCCCUUUUUUGUACUUUGUUGCCUAUUUUGUGUGUGACAGUUGUACAAUGGAGGAUACAAGAUGUAUUUUUAUAUAUAAGCCAUAUUAGUUUAACAUGAGGAACUAUUGCUGUGCAGUACAAAGUACUCUUGGGACGAACUGGAGGUCUUUUUUUAUGUCCGUUGCACUGAUGGACCAAAUAUUGUAUUCUUUCUGUAAUAAAUGUUCUAUGUUGGAAGCUGA